AUGAAGAACGAUGAAACAAAGAGUAAAUCCCCGUCUCCUAACAAGCAUCUACUUGAGCCAAAACGGUUGCAAAACAUAGCAAUACUAUCUAAAGCACUAAAUGCAACAGCCAGAGAAGUAUGCGAUGCCCUGAUACUAAGGAAGGGUUUGUCUUUGCAACAACUAGAGGCACUGGUGAAAAUGGUACCCACGAAGGAAGAAGAGGAUAAGCUCUUGAGCUACAAAGGACAAGUCGAUGAACUAGGGUUCGCAGAAAAGUUUGUGAGAGCAAUGCUUAGCAUACCAUUUGCCUGUCAACGAGUGGAAGCAAUGCUUUACAGAGAAGCUUUCGAAGAUGAAGUGGCUCACCUCAGCAACUCUUUCACAAUGCUGGAGGAAGCGUGCAAGGAACUAAGGUCAAGCAAGUUCUUCUUGAAAUUGCUCGAAGCAGUGCUCAAAACAGGAAACCGCAUGAACGUGGGGACAACCAGGGGAGGUGCUAGAGCCUUCAAACUUGAUGCCCUUCUCAAGCUUGCUGAUGUAAAAGGAACAGAUGGUAAAACCACCUUGCUCCAUUUCUUUGUUCAGGAGAUAAUUCGCUCAGAAGGAACCAAAGCUUCAAAGAGCAUCAUGGGGCAGAAGCGUGAAAACGGAACGGAGGAAGAGAAGGAAGAAGAUUGUAGAAGAAUGGGACUAAAACUUGUCUCUGAUCUUAGUGCUGAGUUAUGCAAUGUUAAAAAGACCGCCACAAUUGACUUAAGCGUUCUUGCAAGUUCUGUCUCGAACCUAUCAACUGGGUUGGCUAACAUGCAGAACCUAGUAAGAGGGUUGUUGUGUGAAGAUGAAAAAAAUAAGAGCUUUGUCAUUUCUAUGAAGUGGUUUCUGAAUUAUGCAGAAAGAAAGGUACAAGACUUGCAUGGAGAUGAAGGUAGAGUGAUGAGUCGUGUAAAAGAAAUAAUUGAGUAUUUUCAUGGGGAUGUGACUAACGAAGAGUCGAAUCCACUUCAAAUCUUUGUGAUUGUUAGGGACUUUCUGGAGAUGAUAGAUAACGUGUGUAAUGAUCUUAAAAGAUGCAACAAUACUAAAAAUAUAAUUCUUCCACGCAAUCUAAUCCCGUACUUAGCCACUAACAAGAAGACAACACCGUCGGAUCGGACGAGCGAAACCACAUGGAUUGCCAGCAAGUCAACACAAUCAACCGUGGGAUCUUUAGGCACGGAUCGCCAGCGUGGCACGACCGGAGCCGCGAGAUGUUUCCCUGGGUACAAACGCGAUCGGCAGCAUUUGUCGUUUACCCGCAGUAUUUAUUCGGCGUUCCCUCUCGUUUUGCUCAGUGCUUACAAUUCCAAAGAUUCGAAGAAAAGGAAAAAACGCUUCUUCAUCGGGUUCCCUCCAAACGAACCGUUCGCUAUCAUCUCGGAUCACGCAUCAAUGGAGGCGACCCCCAAAGGUGCCGCUGGAAGAAGAGGCGACAGGAAGAAGUCCGUUUCCAAAUCUACCAAAGCCGGUCUCCAAUUCCCCGUCGGCCGCGUCGCCAGGUACUUGAAGAAAGGCCGUUACUCCCGCCGUUUAGGCACCGGCGCUCCAAUCUAUCUCGCCGCCGUACUCGAAUACCUCGCCGCCGAGGUGUUGGAGUUGGCUGGGAACGCCGCACGUGACAACAAGAAGAACAGGAUUAACCCUAGGCACGUACUUCUCGCUGUGAGGAAUGAUGAUGAAUUGGGUAAACUGCUUCAGGGUGUAACGAUUGCUAGCGGUGGAGUGUUGCCGAAUAUUAACCCGGUUUUGUUGCCUAAGAAAGCUACCAGUGCCGAUUCUGACAAACCAUCUACUCCUAAGUCUCCUAAGAAGAAAUAA
Molecule: messenger RNA, 1836 nt
Organism: Sphenostylis stenocarpa
Lineage: Eukaryota; Viridiplantae; Streptophyta; Magnoliopsida; Fabales; Fabaceae
Source: the annotation of a GenBank genome assembly